UUAGACAUCAGAACACAUCAUCGCCCAGAACACAAAACAACUUGUUUACGUUAUAAAAAAUUUAUUGACUCGACUAUUAACUAUCAAAUUCGAUGACGAGUAUUGCCGGCGGUCACGGGGAGCCAAACCCCAACAGCUCCUGGUUGAGUGCACGUGGCUUUUGGCUAGCGUACUUCCUUGGUUUAUUGUCGAUUCACUUGAUAGUCUUAUCUGUGCCCUUUGUCAGUAUUUCUUGGGCCUGGACAGCGACUAACCUGAUACACAAUGCGGCCCACUUGUACUUCUUGCACAUCAUUAAGGGAGCUCCUUGGCUGAGCAUUGAGAACGACCCGAGCCGCCGCUGGACACAUUGGGAGCAGAUUGACGACGGCAUCCAGAUGACUACCACCCGAAAGUUUUUAACAGCCGUCCCUAUUGUGCUUUUCCUGCUCACCUGUCUGUACACCCGCAACAGUACCGAGCACUUUAUAGCCAACUUUGUGUCCCUGGUUGUCGUCACGCUUCCCAAGCUGCCUCAGUUCCAUGGCGUGCGUUUGUUCAACAUAAACAAGUACUAGGAGCCAGGUGCUCAAAGCGCAUUUAUUUAGUUCUUAAAAAGUGUACAUACAAAUAUUCGUAUAUCCCUAAAGUUAUACAUACAUAUUUAUGCUCUGACGACUUCGCUCUUGACCCAAUCCUUAUGUAUGUAUGUAUAGAAUGGAGGAGCGGGCAGAAUUUUCAGAAAAUUCUAUAUUAAAACUAGACAUUAAAUUGGAUUGUAAAUCUAAAUUUAAACAAUAA
Drosophila miranda is the source of this 780-nucleotide messenger RNA. It is a transcript of the gene ORMDL, whose product is annotated as ORM1-like protein. Bases 93 to 557 code for a protein of 154 amino acids. Lineage: Eukaryota; Metazoa; Arthropoda; Insecta; Diptera; Drosophilidae. Gene Ontology annotation, biological process: negative regulation of ceramide biosynthetic process; intracellular sphingolipid homeostasis; ceramide metabolic process. The transcript is spliced from 3 exons. Gene Ontology annotation, cellular component: endoplasmic reticulum membrane. The record is from RefSeq and is a predicted model, not a curated record.